Molecule: messenger RNA, 1404 nt
Organism: Talaromyces proteolyticus
Lineage: Eukaryota; Fungi; Ascomycota; Eurotiomycetes; Eurotiales; Trichocomaceae
Product: putative dipeptidase
Exons: 4
Coding region: 1-1404 (467 amino acids)
Biological process (GO): proteolysis
Molecular function (GO): metallodipeptidase activity
Source: RefSeq, a predicted model, not a curated record
AUGUCUUCCCUCUCGUUCAACCACAAUUACUUCGGCUGCCUAGGAGGUGCUACUACAAAUCAAGCUUUAGUACUAUCUAGACCAGGAACAUCGUCGACGUCCCGCAGAACCUUGUUUUGGGGGCUCGGAACACUUGGGGCAAUUAUCGCCAGCGUGUUUCUCAGUCCCCUCAUGAUAAAUCAACAAUCAUCGCCUGAAAUAGAUCCUACAGAUUAUGCUGCCCGGACUAGACAUGUUCUCAGCACGACGCCUCUCAUCGAUGGUCAUAAUGACCUUCCCUACCUCAUACGCACAGAGCUUAAGCACCAGAUAUACAACGACAGAUUCACGUUCAAUACGGGCCUCUUGAGUAAUACUGAUCGCGAAAAGCUUCGCAGUGGCAUGGUUGGUGGACAGUUCUGGUCAGCGUAUAUUCAUUGUCCUAAAGAUGCUGCUACAAAAAACGAUGUGCCUUUGGAAGACCCUACAUGGACGCUUCGUGACACGCUUGAACAAAUCGACAUCACGAAACGUUUUGUUGCCGAAUAUUCGGAUCUUUUUCAUUACUGUACCAACUCAACUUGCGCACGGGAGGCAUUCGCCAACGGGAAAAUUGGCAGUUUCAUUGGCAUCGAGGGAGGUCAUCAGGUUGGUAAUUCGCUUGCGUCACUCCGACAACUGUAUGACCUUGGGGCACGAUACAUCACCACGACACACAACUGUGACAAUGUCUUCGGUACUGCUGCAAGUACCGUUAGUGCUGGCGGCGAAGAUAGAGGCCUCACAGCGUUUGGGGAGGAAUAUGUAGCCGAGAUGAAUCGCCUCGGUAUGAUGAUUGAUUUAUCGCACGUAUCACACGAAACGAUGCGGGAUACGCUUCGACUCAGUCAAGCGCCUAUCAUAUUUUCGCAUACUGGAGCUUAUGCCCUGUCCAAGGUCCUCAGGUUUGCUCCUGAUGAUGUUCUUCGGGAAACCGCUGAGAAGGGUGGGGUGGUCAUGAUAACCUUUAUCAAUCGCUUUCUACGACCGGACAGCCCUGAUGCUGCUACUAUCCACGACGUUGUCGACCAUAUCUGGCAUGUUGCCCAGGUGGCCGGAUGGGACCAUGUUGGCGUCGGCUCUGAUUUUGAUGGGACGCCUGUGACGCCCCGGGGAUUGGAGGACGUGUCCAAAUACCCUCGUCUCGUUGAAUUGCUGAUGGAACGAGGUGCGACGGAUGACCAAAUACGCAAGUUUGCCGGCGAUAAUAUACUACGUGUGUGGGAAGAAGUGGAACGCGUAGCUGAAAGAAUUCAAGCGUCUGGCACAAGGCCGAAUGAAGCAUUGUGGGAUGGGAGAACAUGGGUAAGGAGUGAGAUGAGUCCACCGACCAUGUUUCGAGAUAGCAUUGGAAAGAGGAUUCCUAGUUAUUUAGGACAGCCUUGA